GGAGCGCAGGGAGAGCCUGCAUUUGCGUGCGCAUUAGUUGUGACGUCGGGCAAACGAAUCACAAGACUGGAGGACCCGUAUUGAGCUGUGUUUCGGGUGUAUUUGUGUGUGACUGUGGAAACAUGUCGGCAAGGAUGGUGCACACCGGAGGACCUGUGUCAAUGAAAUCCACCAAAACUUAAAGAACCAGUGGAAAUUGUGCAAUUUCACCCUAUAAAGAAUUGGACAAACUCCGGCGACCAGUUUGACGAUUGUGUUAUCGGUCUACUGACUCGUGCGUUUUCGUUGGCAGAAUUAUUCAAAACGAAUGGUGGAAGAAUAGACUCCAAAAGUAGACACGGGACGUCGAAAGUGGAGUGGAGAGAAGGUCUCGGCAGGUAGAGACGGACGCUCGCUCUUGGAAUGUUAUCCGUACUCUCAUAUGGCAGACUGGUUGCGAGGGCUGUCCUUGGCGGACUCUCUCAAACUGAUGGUCGGGACUACAGCCUGGUCACAGCUAGCUGCGGGUUUGGGAAAGACUUUCGUAAGGGGAUCUUGAAGAAAGGGAUGUGUUACGGGGAUGACGCUUGUUUCAUUGCCCGGCAUAGGUCCGCUGAUGUAUUGGGUGUGGCGGAUGGUGUAGGUGGAUGGAGGGACUACGGGGUGGACCCAUCCCAGUUCUCUGCCACCCUGAUGAGGACAUGUGAGCGAUUGGUGAAGGAGGGCCGCUUCACCCCCAGCAGCCCUGUGGGCAUCCUCACCUCUGGCUACUAUGAGCUCCUACAAAACAAAGUACCCCUGCUUGGGAGCAGCACAGCAUGUAUCGUGGUCCUGGACCGAAGGAGCCACCAACUGCACACGUGUAAUCUAGGUGACUCUGGUUUCCUGGUGGUGCGAGGGGGAGAGGUGGUGCACCGCUCAGACGAACAGCAGCACUACUUCAACACCCCUUUCCAGCUGUCCAUCGCUCCCCCAGGGGCAGAGGGAGUGGUACUCAGUGACAGCCCUGAGGCCGCUGAUAGCGCCUCUUUCGAUGUCCAGCUGGGUGACAUCAUCCUGACCGCCUCGGAUGGCCUCUUCGACAACAUGCCCGACUACAUGAUCCUGCAAGAGCUCAAAAAGCUCAAGAGCGCCAACUAUGACAGCAUCCAGCAGACGGCACAGAGCAUUGCAAAGCAAGCGCACGAACUGGCCUAUGACCCCAACUACAUGUCCCCUUUCGCUCAGUUUGCCUGUGACAAUGGCCUGAAUGUAAGAGGGGGGAAGCCUGAUGACAUCACGGUGCUGCUGUCCAUUGUGGCAGAAUACACAGACUAAGUGUGUGUGAUGCUUAUUGCAUCCGUUUACUUCCCACCAUUCAAGUCUUCCACCUGCCUCCUCAAGUGCACUGGUUCCUGUCGGACGGACUGUAGCCCCCCCCCCCCCUCAUAUCCCCUCACUGACCUUCCUAUCGCACCGCCACAAUAUGGAACACAAACUCCUCACCACAGAAUUUAGCUCUAUCUGUUUUCUUCCAUUUUGUUUUGGUACUCUAUUAUUGAGAGGAGGCAGGCAGCCAAGACUUUCUCGUGUUAAUCGUGAUGCACACGGUGUAGAACACCACACUGCUUUCUUCCCAUUCUCCGACAUCUUACUUCAAAACAUCACUUCAUUGGGACUGCGACCGAAGUGCAGUCCUGAAUGCAGGGGGGGGGGGGGGUUUGCUUUUGCGGGGAGGGACCCGAUACGGGGAUAGAGUUGGGCUCGGUCGCCCUGAAACAAGCAGUGGUAUUAUAAGUAAAGUAAGCCAUGGUUUGUGGUUGUUAGGGAGAUUUGAGUGUCUGUUGUAAAUGUCGUAGCUGUGUGAUGAUCUGUUCCAAGUCUGUGUGUGGCUGAAUACUAAGACUGGGGAAUUGAGAGGGACUGUGUUGUUGUGGGUUUUAGAGAGGGUUGUGACUUGUAAUAAGAAAGGAUUUAGAUACAGUAUGAGUUUGGUGUUGUCUUGGACUUGUUUGAAGGGGUAGUUGGCCAGUACCAUUUACUAGCACCUCUAGCAGGGAUUUCUACAGAGUGCCACCUAUAGGCUAGUCUGAAAUGUCACCACAUUGAGGUUACUGAAAAGUUCUGUCAGUGCACACAGCCUCAUGGAUUUGUAGAUAUUGUGUGUUGUGAAACAAGGCGGAGUGUGUCUUCACUUUGACGCUGAUAAGGAUGCAAAGGAUGAUCAUUUUGCUUUGUGACAGAUGUGUACGAACGAGCAUUCACAAUCUAUAAAGGUAAAUAUUCUCAAUCCCUCCCUUCCGUGGGCCGAAAGAACCACAACAUUGACAUGGACAUGUUUGACCCGGUAGUAGUGUGUCAGAACUAUGACAGCAUGUCUGCGUGGCAUGUCUUUGUCGACGUGUCGUGUGUGUGCGUGCUUGCGUGCGCACUAAGUGGGUGUAGGUUCUUGUAUGAAUGUCUUUGCUGUUGAUACAUGUUAACUUGCAAAGCUAAUGCUAGCAUCUGGGAAUGCUUUCAACCAAACCAAUAGGGCAGGUAUGAAUUAUAUAUAUAAAAAAACAAAGAUUUAUUUUUAUAACUUUAAUGUUAUUAGUUUGAGAGCCAUGAUGUGACGGUUGAAAUGUGUCAUCCAACAUGGAUUCACCGUGUGAUUCUUUUGUGACGCCUUAUAUAGCUCCAUGGAUGGCAAAUAUGAAUCAUACCAUUUUACUACUCAGUAGGAAUCAUACCAUCUUACUACUCAGUAGGAAUCAUACCAUCUUACUACUCAGCAGGAAACAUACCAUCUUACUACUCAGCAGGAAUCAUACCAUCUUACUACUCAGCAGGAAACAUACCAUUUUACUACUCAGUAGGAAUCAUACCAUCUUACUACUCAGUAGGAAUCAUACCAUCUUACUACUCAGUAGGAAUCAUAUGUAGUCUGUGUGGUGGGUGUCAUCUCUGAAAAAUAUUUUUUCUAGAUUUUUUCUGUCUCCCAAUAAUGAUUUACUUGCUGCUUUUAUUUUGUCAUUUCAAUGUGUUUGACUGUACCUUAUUUAUGUGAAUGGUGUGUGCGCCAUUUUGUUAUUUUUGAUCAUCCUGUACUGGUCUUGGCAUGCUGUUGAGUCUUCUGCAUAAUAGCAGACUACACACACCUCUCUUCAUUGUUAGCCAGUGUUUGCUCUGUUAUGAUUAUGAAGCCAGUGCACCAAAGAGGAGUAUUCACUAUCCUUGCCCCAUUGAUUUCAUCUGGGUUUGGAGUAAAACAUGCACCAAUACUGUAACAUAAAAUGUCUCUGUAUUUUCACAUUGAGAGCAUAUCUGUCAAUCUGUUUGACAGGUAAUUUGUCAUUUUGCUUGUGGGGAAUGAUGCUAGGUUGUAUUUUCGGUGCAAAACAGUCAGAAGACCACUACGGUGUCUUUUUAUUUGUGCCUAAAAUGCAAUGUGACCAGAACAGGGGCUUGGUCGUAUUGGCUUCUCUAGUUGUAUGUGACAGGUAGUCUGUGAGCAACAAACUACAAUGCAGGCUUUUGAAUCCUUAAAGAAACCAAAGAAGGAGAGCCGAACUUCACAAGCAUGACCAGGGUACAGCUUCUAAUCUAAAACCUGCAGUCAGGCUAACAUAGUGUAAUGGAGACCAAUUAAGUUGUCACUACUUAUCAUCUUUCUUAGUUUUGCAUAAAAAUCAUUUAAAAGAACAUCAAGCAACCAUACAGGCAAGAUCAAUGGGUACAAUUAAAUGUAUGUUUGUGUACUAAAUACGAUUUCAAUUUGGUUUAAGUUAAUUUUCUGUAGCCUUUGACUUCAUUUCAUGAAUAUCGUCUGUCCUAUGCAUUCUGUACUUGCAUGACAAGCUGUCUUUGUCCCAGCUAUUUGAACUACUGGAAUUUGCUUACCUGCAAAGGUGCCCCUGUCACUCACAGCUUGCCUCGCCUCCAAAUGUCUGGUCAGCUCCCCUUAAUUUAAAGGUAGUCCUUCAAACACUUAAACAUGUACCAACGUUCAUUGGUCAUUCUCAUAUUUCCAGUUUGCUCUUUCUGACAGUCUGUGGGGGUGCACUGUGUUAAUGAAUAAUUACCUGAUCUGAUUUUGAGACAGUCAACCUCUAUGGUUUAAGGACACUCUGUGUUGAAGCAGGAAGGGCGAGGCAGGUUGAAGUGCUUUUUAUUGAUAAUGGUGAGCACCGAUUCCGCCUUAACAAAUAGAUGUAUCUUGUAUGUUGCUCAAUGUCAAUUAAGUCCCUCUAAUUCUGUCCACACUCAUGACAGUUUUUCAAUGGUGCUUCUGCUGUCAAGACAAGGUCUGUGUGUUUUUCUCUAAGCAAUGUUUGUGAGUAUGAAAGCUACAUGUGUGUGCGCAGUGUAAUAAUGCAGGACUAGGUUCUGUAAAUAUGUUUUCAAAGUUGCAAAAUAUUUAAAUAAAGAAUAUAGUAUUUAUACUAAGA
Messenger RNA from Salvelinus sp. IW2-2015, 4388 nucleotides. RefSeq names its product protein phosphatase PTC7 homolog. Lineage: Eukaryota; Metazoa; Chordata; Actinopteri; Salmoniformes; Salmonidae. The coding region runs from base 403 to 1296 and encodes 297 amino acids. Gene Ontology annotation, biological process: protein dephosphorylation. Gene Ontology annotation, molecular function: protein serine/threonine phosphatase activity. Gene Ontology annotation, cellular component: mitochondrion. The record is from RefSeq and is a predicted model, not a curated record. The transcript is spliced from 6 exons.